Molecule: messenger RNA, 4432 nt
Organism: Hippopotamus amphibius kiboko
Lineage: Eukaryota; Metazoa; Chordata; Mammalia; Artiodactyla; Hippopotamidae
Gene: PNMA2
Product: PNMA family member 2
Exons: 3
Coding region: 672-1760 (362 amino acids)
Source: RefSeq, a predicted model, not a curated record
CGCUCCGGAAGUGAAGCUGCCAGACCACCGGCUAAUGGAUGCGGAGCGGAGGGCCUGCUGACCGCUCUCCGCGCCAGGAUCAGCUUGGCUUGGCUGGAGCUGAGAGACACCCAGACACGCCAUUGUGCAGAGUUGGGUGACAUCUUCCUGAGCUGGAAGUGGAAUGAAUACAUAAGCUCCUUGGCUGUCAUGGAAUGUUUUGGAACACAUAAACAGGAGCCCAAGCCACUCUGCUGGGAGACUUCCCUCCAGGAGUUCUGGGUGCCAGAGUGAAGGCGACUCCCCACUGGUUAGAGUGAGGUGAGGCGGCACAGACCCAGAGGGCAGAGAAAGCAGCUCUUGCACGUGCUUCCCGUGGGGCAGCCCCCCAACGUGGCUGCGUGAGAGAAAUAGCACCCACUGGGCUGUAGAGCCCCAGCCCAUGGUCCUGUCGUAAAUGAGAUGCUAACCAGCCACCUUGAGUCAGGUCUGAAGACCUCACAGAAAGUGACAAGUUCUUGCCACUGUGCAGUAAGGGUUAUUGGUCCAGAAGACGAGGACCCAGGGCUUGUUCACUGGCGGGUUGUAAGUUUAGAAGCUCAUCCAGGAUAUCCUCAAUUCUAAGGCAGCACCUAUCUGCACCACAAACUAAUCAGGAGCCGUAGAGUUCAAGUGAGUCAGUAUCAGGGGCGAUGGCGCUGGCACUGUUGGAGGACUGGUGUAGGAUCAUGAGUGUGGACGAUCAGAAGUCACUGAUGGUUAUGGGGAUACCACUGGACUGCAAUGAAGCUGAGAUUCAAGAGAUCCUCCGGGAGACUUUGAAGUCUCUGGGCAGGUAUAGAAUGCUUGGCAAAAUAUUCAGGAAGCAGGAGAACGCCAAUGCUGUGUUGUUAGAGCUUCUGGAGGACACUGACGUCUCUGUGAUCCCCAGCGAGGUUCAGGGAAAGGGGGGUAUCUGGAAAGUGAUCUUUAAGACCCCUAACCAGGACACUGAAUUUCUUGAAAGACUGAACCUCUUUCUAGAGAAAGAGGGGCAGACGGUCUCAGGAAUGUUCCGAGCGCUCGGGCACGAGGGAGUGUCUCCAGCGUCCAUGCCCUGCGUCUCACAGGAGUUACUGGCCCAUCUAUUGGGACAGGCAAUAGCACAUGCCCCUCAACCUCUGCUCCCCAUGCGGUACCGGAAACUGAGAAUGUUCUCAGGGAGCGCUGCGCCUGCCCCAGAGGAAGAGCCCUUUGAAAUCUGGUUGGAACAGGCCACCGAGAUAGUCAAAGAGUGGCCGGUAGCAGAGGCAGAAAAGAAAAGAUGGUUGACGGAAAGCCUUCGUGGCCCUGCCCUGGACCUCAUGCACAUAGUCCAGGCAGACAAUCCGUCUGUAAGUGUAGAAGAGUGUCUGGAAGCAUUUAAGCAAGUGUUUGGAAGCUUGGAGAGUUGUAGGACCUCGCAGGUGAAAUACCUGAAGACCUAUCAGGAGGAAGGAGAGAAAGUCUCAGCCUACGUGUUGCGGUUAGAAACCCUGCUGCGGAGAGCUGUGGAGAAGCGGGCCAUUCCCAGGAACAUCGCGGACCAGGUCCGCCUGGAGCAGGUCAUGGCCGGAGCGAGCCUCAGCGAGAUCCUCUGGUGUAGGCUCAGGGAGCUGAAAGACCAGGGGCCGCCUCCCAGCUUCCUGGAGUUAAUGAAGGUAAUCCGCGAAGAAGAGGAAGAAGAGGCCGCUUUUGAAAACGAGAAUAUUGAAGAGCCAGAAGAUGGGGAUGGCUAUGGCCACUGGGGUAACGAUGACUAGAACCCAACUCACAGGGGGACCCACAACCUGGAGGCAGCGCCUUACCAGGCUGAGACCCUCUCAGUCUUUUUUUCUUUAAUUUGCACAGUUGCAAUCAAGGCAUUCAAGCCAGGUCUUGAUUCUCCUAAGAAAAAAAUAUACCUGAGAGUUCCUUGGACCCUACAUAGAUUAUUAAUAAAUAAAACAUUAAAUUCCAAGUAUGAGAUAUUACACCUAAAGAAUCUGAACCAGGUUUCCUUUAAAUACGUCCCCCCAAAAGACCAAAAUAAAGAAAUAAUGUGAGAAAAAAAUAUCUUUUGUCAUGUAUUUAAAAAUCCAAGCUCUUUGACUUAAGUGUUUUCCUUUCUCGAAUCAGCAAGCUGUCUCUGAGUACCAAGCCAUGUGAGGCAGUGUUCAAAGAGCUAAUGGUCGUAAACCCACCACCCUGGCCCUGCUCUUGGAGAAGAUAUAGCCUCUGAGCAUGAAAAGCUAAAUAACCUUACGUGUAAAUAAGUUCACGAUGCCAGUAGAAGCCAAGAUAAGUGUCAUUGCCAAAUGAGCACGACAUCUCCAUUUUAGGUUUCUCUCUUUUCCUACAAGCAUUUCCAGCUUCUCUGCUGGGUGUCAGAUAUAUGGUUCCAGGCAGUGUGUUGGGCCCUGAGGACACAGGGGUCCACAAUGUGAGGGACAUCCUUAAGAAGGGGUAGACAUCACGGGAGGGCCAGCCAGAGCAUGGGGCGUGUGGGCCAUGUUUGGAAUCAGGCCAGCCUGGUUAAAGAGGAGGAUUUUUAGUGGCGACAAAGGGCAAAGAGGAGAGGAAGAGCGCUCACAGUUACUGAGGACCUGCUCUGUGCCAGGCAUUUUACAUGUAUCUCAUUUUGCGUAUACAGCAUCCCCAACGUGGUAUAAUUAUGUUCAUUUUAAAAGAGAAAGAGGGACUUCCUUGGCAGUCCAGUGGUGAAGACUUCACCUUCCAAGGCAGGGGGUGCAGGUUCAAUCCCUGGCGGGGGAACUAAGAUCCCACAUGCCUCAUGGCCAAAAAUCCAAAAUAUAAAACAGAAACAAUAUUGUAACAAAUUCAAUAAAGACUUUAAAAACAGUCCACAUCUACAUAUAUACAAUGGAAUAUUACUCAGCCAUAAAAAGGAACGAAAUUGGGACAUUUGUAGAGACAUGGAUGGACCUAGAGACUGUCAUACAGAGUGAAGUAAGUCAGAAAGAGAAAAACAAAUAUCGUAUAUUAACGCAUAUAUGUGGAAUAUAGAAAAAUGGUACAGAUCAACCAGUUUGCAAGGCAGAAAUAGAGACACAGAUGUAGAGAACAAACAUGUGGACACCAAGGGGGCGGGUUGGGUUGGGGUGAAUUGGGAGAUUGGGAUUGCCAUAUAUACAUUACUAACAAGAAAAAAAAUACCAAAUUGUCCACCCUAAAUAUAUGCAGUUUAUUGUCUGCUAACUGUAUCUCAAUAAAAGCUCUAAAAAAAAAAAAUUCUUAAAACAGUCCACAUCAAAAAAAAAAUCUUAAAAAAAUUAAUUAAUUAAUUUUAAAAAAUAAAAGAGAAGGAAGAACUCAGAUGGGUUACAUGGUCUGCUCAUCAUCAAAAUGCUAACAUGUGGCAGAGCCCAGACGGAAGUCCAAACCUCUCUGACUCUGGCUCAUCCUCUCUCCACUGUGAUUACGGUAUUCAAAUUGUGCUUUGCAGUUCUGCAGGGAUUUUUCAGCAGUUCCAUCUUGAAAAUGUAUUCUAAACUCUUUAAAUCCCUAAUAAAUAACAGAUAGACACAAGUAUGUUGAUACCCAAAUUUUAACAUGCUGGCAUUUAUCAACAGGCUCACUUUUGUUUCCAGAUUAACUCAUUUUGUGCAGACCUUGGAAGAAAGGUUCCCUUGCAAAUUCUGAGCACAUAUCCAAACUUCUUUUACUUCUUCAUCGAUUAAGGAAGUCUUAGCACCUCAGAGAUGUUUAAAUCAGGCCCAUGCGUGUCCUGUGACGUCAUGUGUGCUUCAAGCAGAAAUGAACAUCAUUUAGUUACAUGCUAGGCAAAGCUUCAACACAAUUGAUGUAUAGCAGCAUGGUAGCUUUUUAUAUACAAUGAACAAGUGGCUUAACUUCUCUAAAUAUCAGUUUCCUCAUCAGAAAAAUGGGAGGAUAAUGGAAUAGGGUUGUUGUUAGGAUCAAAUGACAUCACGCCUUUUAAGCACUCAGCAUAAUAUCUGGAACACAGAAAGCCCUCAAUACAUCAAGGCUCUUUUUAUUAUUUUCACAAUGCUUAUUGUCUGGUCAAUGCAUGCUCUCUUCCUUUUCUAACAGUCCUGCAGUAACAAGUAAAUGUGUAAUCUGGCUGUCAGGUUGUGACAAUAUUACAUUAGAAACCAUUUCGGCACUUGUGGUAAGUUUGAGCGCUUGUUGUCUGUUAUCUUUGUGAUAAAUUUUCCAGCUAUUGUUGGCUAUUGUUAGUGAUUAUAAGAAAUAAAUUCUUUCUGAUCAUGAAUAAUUUUAACUGAAUGUCCUGAGAUUGUAAGAAAAGCAUUUUUUUAAAAAGGUACCGUUUGUGAUCAUUUAAGUUAUACUUCUCAAUAUUGUUCAAUCAAAGUGAUACAACUGUCAUCCUAUACACCCUGAUUUUGUGUGUUUUUUGUAUUCAUGAAAAUGGCCUCAUUGUUCGCAUGUAUUCACAGUAUGCAAAUUAAAG